AUGGAAAUACAUUCUGUCAAACCAAUUCGGGUUUGGCUCACGCCACCUGGACCUAAUCCGUGGAAGCCCAUUUUCUUGCUCGAAGAGCUAGGUCUAAGCUAUCAGAUUCAGUCUUUUCGUUUCGAUGAUGUUAAAAAAGAGCCGUUUAUCAGCAUCAAUCCGAAUGGCCGCGUGCCGGCUAUCGAAGACCCAAACACAGGGGUCACACUGUGGGAAUCAGGUGCAAUUUACCAGUAUCUAAUUGAACAAUACGAUACGAAGAAUCGCCUAACCUACGACACGCUUUCGGAGAAACAUAGGUGUAAUCAGUGGUUACAUUUUCAGAUGAGUGGCCAAGGCCCUUACUUUGGACAAUGCGGCUGGUUUCAGCACUUACACCCCGAAAAGAUUCCAUCGGCCAUCGAGCGUUAUAGUAAUGAGGUCAGGCGGGUGUUGGGCGUUUUAGAAGGCGUAUUAGCGGCCAAACCAGCUGCUGCUCAGUGGCUAGUCGGUGACAAAAUGACAUUUGCAGACAUGGCCUUUGUGCCAUGGAACGGCCGUCUCAAUGAAGUGUUGAUGCAGCCAUGGGAUGAGAUAUGGGAUGGCCUACCCCAUGUACGCGCUUGGCACGAGAAGAUGGUUGAGCUUCCAUCUUGGAAACGAUCUAUGGAAAAACGCAGUCGCCUAAUGGAUGAGCAGGGCUUGCAGUGGAACGGGUUUCCAAAGGGUAUCCAAUCGUUUCAGGAAUACGAGAAAGUCAUAGAGAAUAAUGCCAAAUUCGCGACCUAA
Messenger RNA from Trichoderma virens Gv29-8, 768 nucleotides. RefSeq lists its product as uncharacterized. The transcript is spliced from 3 exons. Lineage: Eukaryota; Fungi; Ascomycota; Sordariomycetes; Hypocreales; Hypocreaceae. The record is from RefSeq and is a predicted model, not a curated record. The coding region runs from base 1 to 768 and encodes 255 amino acids.